GACCUCCAAUACAUAAAUACCGAACUAGAGGAGGAGAGAAGAGCCAUAAAGUGGGGAGGAGGUGAACACUAGAGAGUGAGAGAGACAGGAAGAUGAUGGGGAAGGAUUGGGGUUCUCUGCCAUGGCUCAUGUCCAUGUUGAUCUGCCUCUAUACCUUGGUGGUAUGGGCAGGCAGGAAAAGCCCCAAGCUUCCUCCUGGUCCGAAAGGCCUCCCCUUGCUCGGAAGCCUCUUAGAGUUGGGAAACCGACCCCAUGCAGCCCUCGCGACCUUGGCCAAGACCCAUGGUCCCCUCAUGACCCUGCGCCUUGGACUCCGGACUGUGGUCGUUGCCUCCUCUUCCGACAUGGCCAAGGAGGUGUGCCAGAAGAACGACCACGCACUUGCCAGCCGCUUCGCGCCUGAAGCCAUCAAGGUCGACUCUCAUGACCAGUACUCUAUCGCUUGGGGCGGGAUCAGCCCCCUGUGGCGCAACGUCCGCCGUGUCAGCACAACCCAUCUCUUCACGAAGCAACAGGUUGAGUCGCAGGAAUUCCUCCACCACCAAAAAGUACAACAAAUGGUCGGCAUCAUAGAAAAGGACUGUGCAGCGAAGCGAGCAGUGGCCAUACGUCGAGUUGCUUUCCUUACUGGCAUCAAUCUCUUAUCCAACAUGAUCUUCUCGGUGGACGUGGUUGAUCCCGAAGCAAGUGAGUUCAAGCAGCUCUUAUCGUCGCUCGGCGAGGAGCUCGGACGGCCUAACGUCGCAGACUACUUCCCACUGCUUAGGCACUUUGAUCUACAGGGGAUUCAGCGCCGGGCUGCUGGCUGCAUCAAGAAGUUACAUCAAAUAUUUAACGAAAAGAUCGAGGAGCGUUUGAGGUUCAGAGAGAGCGGACAGCCAAGAUGCGGUGACUUCCUCGACAUUUUGCUCGACCCCAUCGAUGCGAAGGGAUCCAAGUUCAGUCGUGCAGAGAUCUUGUCUCUGAUCAUAGAGUUGUAUUUUGGAGGGAGUGAAUCGAAUUCUAUAACAGUGGAAUGGGCAAUGGCCGAAUUGCUACACAACCCAGCACAGAUGGCCACUGUUAAGCAGGAGCUUUCGGAGAAAGUGGGGCACCAGCGCGCAGUCGAAGAGGCAGACAUGGAUAGGCUCCCUUACCUGCAAGCAGUUAUAAAAGAAAGUCUGCGGUUGCACCCACCUGGGCCGCUUCUCCUCCCUCGCAGGGCCGACGCCACUGUAGAAAUCGCCGGAUUCGUCAUACCGAAGCACACAACGGUGGUGAUAAACGUCUGGGCAAUCUCUAGAGAAGCUCGUACCUGGGAGAACCCGACAACAUUUUCGCCGGAGAGAUUCAUCGGGUCCGAUGUCAAUUACAAGGGGGGAGAUUUCAGUUUUAUUCCAUUUGGAGCAGGCAGGAGGAUUUGCCCUGGUCUACUUCUUGCAGAACGCAUUGUGCAGCUGAUGCUCGCCUCUCUGCUGCAAUCCUUCGACUGGGAGCUUCCCCUUGGGUGGAAACCAGAAGAGAUGGAUAUGAGUGAAGAGUUGGGGUUCACUUUGCAUAAAAAAGUCCCAUUAGAAGUCAUCCCCAUGAAAAAAAAUUAGAUGCCAAUACAUAAAGGAUUUCCAAUUAUAUCUGGUGAUCUUGUUUUAUGGAUUUUAUGGCAAUGGUAUCUAGCAUUUGUAAAAUAAAUGCAACUUCUCGGAGAAGUAUGCUAAUUUCUCUUUUUAUUGUUGAUGAAGGAUUCUCUGACUUAGUGAGAA
Molecule: messenger RNA, 1739 nt
Organism: Amborella trichopoda
Lineage: Eukaryota; Viridiplantae; Streptophyta; Magnoliopsida; Amborellales; Amborellaceae
Product: geraniol 8-hydroxylase
Molecular function (GO): oxidoreductase activity, acting on paired donors, with incorporation or reduction of molecular oxygen; iron ion binding; monooxygenase activity
Source: RefSeq, a predicted model, not a curated record